Messenger RNA from Tupaia belangeri chinensis (Chinese tree shrew), 6883 nucleotides. RefSeq names its product pleckstrin and Sec7 domain containing 3 (gene PSD3). Gene Ontology annotation, biological process: regulation of ARF protein signal transduction. Gene Ontology annotation, cellular component: ruffle membrane. The transcript is spliced from 20 exons. Gene Ontology annotation, molecular function: guanyl-nucleotide exchange factor activity; protein binding; phospholipid binding. The record is from RefSeq and is a predicted model, not a curated record. NCBI's taxonomy places the organism in Eukaryota, Metazoa, Chordata, Mammalia, Scandentia, Tupaiidae. Bases 559 to 4437 code for a protein of 1292 amino acids.
AACUGGUGGUGCCGGAACGAAUGAGAUGGACUCAGCUCUGAGAAGGUUACUAUCUACUGAAGGGAAACGGAUGUCAUGAAGCAUGGAGAGAAGGAAGAUGAAGAAAUUAACGUGAAGAUUUUACAGAGAGAAGGGACUGGGAUUUGCACUGUGGUGGAGACCCUGGAGUAGGCAGUCAUAGCACCAGGCGGUGGAGCUGAAUGCACUGUGCAUGUUCGGUUCAGAUACAGCCUCCAACCCACAGAGGAGACUCUCCAAGGAGCUGAAGGUGCAAGCCUGAUUCAAUUCCUCACCUUCCUUCCCCAGAUAUAACCACUGUCAAGAAUCAGGCCUUGCUGACAACUUCUCACUGGAGGGCCACUCAACAUCCCACAUCACGCCGUGUAUGAAGAGCAGGCUUUGGUCCCCACCCAACAACAUCCUUGCAAAGUGGUUUCUCAAGGCUGGCCUGGAACCAUGAAGCUGAGUCACAUCUGUCCACAGCUGCUGCCGCUCCCGUCCUGGGGCACCAAGGUCUGAACGAAGCUGGCAAGGACCAGCCCUACCCCCUUGGAGGAAAUGGCUGAGCAGCCCCGGCAACAGCAGAUGAAAACUUCCUUCCUCUACACCCAGCUGCAGGCCCCCCCUGCCCCAGCUCUCCCCGCCCAGUCUCCAGCCGCUGUGGCCUGGACAGCAGCCCCAGGGGGCCUGGAGGAGGGACACGUUUUCCCCAGUCCCGGGACCGGCUUCUUGGCAGGCUGGGGCCUCAGGCGCACACAAGGCUUGGCCGCUCCCCCUGCUAGCCGGCAGAAGGAAGGGCCUGGGAGGGAGCGGCCAGCUGCUUUCGUUUGCUCUGCCCCGAAGGAGCAGGAGGCAAAGGAGAGAGCCCGGGAUGGGACGGUGAGGACCUGGGGCGUGUGCGGCUCCCUGCAUCGCAGGUGGUGCCUGAGCCCUGACACUCAGAGCUGUGGGCGGCGGCCGCCCCUGCCAGGCAGGCUGCCCAGCACGGUGCCUGUCAUGAGCGAUGGUCCCAGCGACCCCUCUGCAGGCUGGAAUUACUGGCCGGUCACUCCUGCCCUCCGGGACCUGUCGGGGAGAGAGCUCCGGCCCAGGGAUGCCUCGGGAUGCUCGAUCCCACAGGCCACCUUGGCCCAGGCUGCCGACGGGGGCUACCAGGCUGUGCCGAGAGGUGCGGCAGCCUGCCAGGUGCCCCCACUGAACUGUGAAGACGGUCCAGGUACCAGGGGUCAAGGGAAAAGGGCACAGCUCUGCAGAUACUGCCCGCGCGUUCAGACCAGCCAGAGCUACCCGGCCCUGCCUGCCGCUCAGCCUCUCAAGGCAGAGACGUUUGUUUGGGCUAACAGUGCAUCAGCACAUUCCCAGAGCGUGGCCAAGGCCAAAUACGAGUUUUUAUUUGGCAGAUCUGAGGAAAAAACUCCAGCCACUAGUGAUCAUGGAGGAAGCACUUUACUCCCGCCAAAUGUCACAAAUGAAUUUCCAGAAUAUGGGACCAUGGAGGAAGGUGGAGAAGGCCUAGGGGCUUCUCUGGAGUUUGAUGCAGAGUCUCAGCCAUGUUGCCCUCAAGGGCAGCAGGGGACCCAGGGUCUUGCCGGCCACCACUCUGUGCUGGACAGUGUUACGAAAGGACCAAAAGAUGUUAGAGAGGCCUCCUCUCAAAGUCACCUCAAGGAACAAAGUUUACAGCCCAUUGACUCUUUGAUUUCAGCUCUGAAAGCCACAGAAGCCAGAAUAGCUUCGGGAACAUUACAGGCUACAAAGGUACCAGACGGAGAUGCUGUUUCUGGCCUUUCAGUUCAGCUGGAGGAGAAAGAACCGGAUACUGCCCUUCAUAGGACACAGAGAGCCAAGAAACCAUUUCCUGCUGGCCAAGAGCAAUCACCAGAUAUACCUCUUUCAGCUGACGUGACAAGCGAGGAUCGUUUUGAUUUGAGCAUCCAGAAGGAUCUGACAGCUCUGUUAACUGGAAAAACUCAGGCAGAACUUUCCCAGAUAACUGAGAAUGGUCAGCGAGGGGUGCUCUGUGCGCAGGCACCAGCUUGCCCUGUGUCCUCCCCGGGGAACGCCGCAGUGAUCCACAGCUCUGCGGGCAGCAUUGGCUUUCUGAAAGAGGAGAGGUCUCAUGUUGGGGGAGAGCACCCCAGGGUAUAUGACCGAGGCAGCUCCAUGGGACGCUCAGGCCGGGUCAAACAUGUGGAGUUUCAAGGGGUGGAGAUUUUGUGGACAGGAGAGAAGAAAGAAACUCAGCAUCCGGCAGAUUUUGAGACCUCGCUGGAAAGGACAGCUUCUCCUGGAAGCAGAGAGUUUUCCCAAGUGCCAAGCCAUUGCAUCCCAUCUGCUGGGGGGUGCAGCUCCGUUAGGGAAACCACGAGUGUUUGGGAUGCAACCUGGAAGGGUCCUGCACAGAGACCUGGAACUAGCUCAGGGACGGUCUCUCCCGUGCCUCUCGCUGAGAGUGGAGAGGAUGAGGUCUUCCUCAAGGACAGCAGACAGCAUCUCGAGAAGAAAUCUGAACUGGAGAGAGACCAGAACAGGAUCCUUGAGCAAGAGGAGCACCUUAGGGGAGGAGAAGACGACGUCCUCGGGCCCGGCUAUACCGAGGACUCCACUGACGUGUACAGCUCCCAGUUCGAAACCAUCCUGGACAACACGUCCUUGUACUACAGCGCAGAGUCGUUGGAGACGCUGUACUCGGAGCCAGACAGCUACUUCAGCUUCGAGCUGCCCCUCACGCCCAUGAUUCAGCAGCGCAUUAAGGAAGGCGGGCAGUUCUUGGAGAGGACGUCGGCAGGAGAGCAGCAGGAUGUCCUGAGCGUCUCGUCGGAUGGCGGCAUCGUGAUGGGCUAUUCUACUGGGGUCACCAACGGGCUGAACGACGCCAGCGACACCCUCCACACGAGAGGCAGCCCUGAGCUUGCUUUCUGGGGCAGCAAUGUUGGGGUAAAGACAACACGACUAGACGAUCAUUCUGAAAUGGGGAGCACUGAGAUUCUGGAAAAGGAGGCCUCAGAAAGUCUCAGUAAUGGUACCAGCAGCAACGUGGAAGCAGCCAAAAGGUUGGCCAAGCGCCUUUACCAACUCGACAGGUUCAAGAGGUCGGAUGUCGCUAAGCACCUCGGCAAGAACAACGAAUUUAGUAAACUCGUGGCAGAAGAGUAUCUGAAGUUUUUUGAUUUUACAGGAAUGACGCUGGAUCAGUCUCUCAGGUAUUUCUUUAAAGCAUUUUCUCUUGCGGGAGAAACUCAAGAACGAGAGAGAGUCUUAAUACACUUCUCCAAUAGAUAUUUUUAUUGUAACCCCAAUACCAUUGCUUCACAAGAUGGAGUCCAUUGCCUCACCUGUGCAAUGAUGCUUCUUAACACGGAUUUACACGGCCAUAAUAUUGGGAAGAAGAUGACCUGCCAGGAGUUUAUUGCGAACCUCCAAGGGGUCAAUGAGGGCGUGGAUUUCUCCAAGGAUCUGCUGAAAGCUCUAUACAACUCAAUCAAAAAUGAGAAGCUUGAAUGGGCAGUAGAUGACGAAGAGAAAAAAAAGUCUCCCACAGAAGGUACUGAUGAGAAGGCUAAUGGAACACACCCAAAGACCAUCAGUCGUAUUGGGAGCACUACCAACCCAUUCUUGGACAUUCCUCAUGAUCCAAAUGCUGCUGUAUACAAAAGUGGAUUUUUGGCUCGGAAAAUCCAUGCAGAUAUGGAUGGAAAGAAGACUCCAAGAGGAAAGCGAGGAUGGAAAACAUUUUAUGCCGUACUGAAGGGAACAGUUCUUUACUUGCAAAAGGAUGAAUACAAGCCAGAAAAAGCCUUGUCUGAAGAGGACCUGAAAAACGCAGUGAGUGUGCACCACGCCCUGGCGUCGAAGGCCACGGACUAUGAGAAGAAGCCGAACGUGUUCAAACUGAAAACCGCCGACUGGAGGGUCUUGCUUUUUCAAGCCCAGAGUCCAGAGGAAAUGCAAGGGUGGAUAAACAAAAUUAACUGUGUGGCAGCUGUGUUUUCUGCACCACCAUUCCCGGCAGCCAUCGGCUCACAGAAGAAGUUUAGCCGCCCACUCCUGCCUGCCACAACAACAAAAUUGUCUCAGGAGGAGCAGCUGAAAUCUCACGAAAGCAAGCUAAAACAGAUCACCACGGAGCUGGCGGAACAUCGCUCAUAUCCUCCCGACAAGAAAGUGAAAGCCAAGGACGUAGACGAAUACAAACUGAAAGAUCACUAUCUGGAGUUUGAGAAAACCCGUUAUGAAAUCUACGUGAGCAUCCUGAAGGAAGGAGGCAAGGAGCUCCUGAGUAACGAGGAAACCGAGGCUGCGGGGCUGAAGAAGUCGCAUUCAAGUCCCUCGCUGAACCCAGAUUCAUCUCCCAUCACUGCCAAGGUCAAGCGCAACGUGUCCGAGAGGAAGGAUCACCGACCUGAAACGCCAGGCAUUAAGCAAAAAGUUACUUAGAAACCAUCCGUGGCCAGGAAGUGCUGGUCAUGGAGCUAAAUAGGGUUUUUCAAGAUCUUUCUGGUAAUCCGUGAAUAUAUUUAAAAAAAAAAAAAAGUCUGUGACUAAAUGGUGCAUUAGUAUCUUUUCUAUUGUGUAUUUUCGUUAGUUUCUGUGCAGAUUGUCUUUGCUCUAGAUUUCUUUGCUUUGACAAUUUUUGCAAUUCAAUAACUAAUGCACCUUUUUUUGUGAGGGGGAGGGCAUCACGAUUUCAGGACGGAUUAUGUCUCCCUCCUCUGAUUUUCUCUUGUUUGCACUCUGCUCAGUUGUUUUAUGUAUUCUCAGAUCAGCUGUUAUACUUUUUUUUUUUAAGGUUAAAAAACUGAAUCCAUUGUGAAACACUUAACUGGACAAACUUUGUAGUUUAGUAGAUUCUAGCCAGAGUUGCUACAAGCCUUUGUCUGUGAAGUCUCGCCCAGUCACAGAGGGGGGAUCGAGCUCCCAGAUGCUCGGGUCAGGGUGACAGUGCUGGGGGUGCAGACGCUGCCAUGCGAAGCAGCUCUGCUGACACGGAGCGCCCAGCUCUGACCUGCUGGAAGCAAGGAAAAGGGGCGUGAAGAUCACAGGACUGCAGGACGCAGAGAAGCUAAUAGUUGGCUUGAAGUGUGGGGAUUCCAUUUCAGUCACACAAGGGAGAGAGGAAGUGGAGUCACUUGGCCGUCGAAGGUGGAGGGCAGGUUGCUGCCAUGUUGUUUUCUGAAGAGUGGUGGCAGUAAUCGGCCCUGAAGGAGCUUGCAAUGAUAGGCAUGUGUUUGUCUGCAAGAAGUCAUUACCUCACUCCCACGGGGUCUAGACUAGGAAUCCAGAAUUAUCGCUGUCAUUGACACCUUUUCAUGCAGGAGAAGGUUCUUCUUUAAUAUAUGUAUACAUAUAUAUAUUUAUUUAUACAUGAACAUGGGGUUAUCUCCUGUUUAUCAGACCAUGGGGGAGUCUGUCUUUCUAACAAAACAAUGUUGAAAAUGGAACCCCUUUUGUUCUUUCCUUAAGUCAACAAAAAUGAAGGGAGGAAAAAGUAGCUGCACUUGUCCAGAUGUUGAUUUUUUUUUUUUAAGUCAAUCUGAGAGGGUUAGUCUGAGUGAGCUGGGUUGGAAAAUAGGGGCCUGCUGAUGGCAUGUGCAAAGCUUCUUAGUUCGUUCUUGUCCUAGUCUCUUUGUUAAUCACUUCACUCUGUUCCUCCUGAACUUUCUCCUGAAAAUGAAUACUUCAUUGUUUUUUUACCUCAUUUUUAUCUACUCAGAAGAGUUCCAUUAACCUACAGCCAGGCACUUGUUCCCAUGACAGUCCCUUCGAACUUCAGGGUGAUAAACAGAGGGAGAGAAGGGUGUAGACGUUCAGCCCACUGUGACUUAGAACUUUCUGAUUUCUAAACCUUGACACUCUGGAAUCUCGAAAGCUAUCGUCUCCACAAACAGCACAACUUUAGAACGAAGAGAAUCACUUUGGACAUUCUUUUCCCUCCCGUAGAAAAUGUAUGUCAUUCUACUUGGUGAAUUAGUUGAAGGUACUACAACCAAAGAAUCAGCUGCUCUGCAUGAAUAGCAUGGUUCUAGUGAAUUAGGAAGGAAGAAAAACUGCUAAAAAAAAAAAAUGGUAGUUUCUAGUGGUAUAUUGUUAUGAUAUAGCAGCAUUCAUUUACAGGAUUAUUUAUUAAUGUUUACUUCUUUCACCUAGAUAAUUGUCCUCAUUGGCUAGUUCCCAGAGAAGAAUAACCCCUCUCAAAGUUGCUUACUUUGUGUGAAGUUUGAAAAACUCACUCUGACCCUCUAUCUUGUUUAUCUGAUGACAUUUAUGUUUCAGACCAUGAAACAGAGUAGUUAGCACACAGUCCAGGCACCUGAUUCAGUUCUGCAGCUUCUUACUGGAUCUAAGCAUUCCACAAGCAAGUCAUCUUUCUUCCUAGAAUCCAAAUGAUCAGCGUGUUUGUUCUCUGCCUAUAUAUUUAGAAUUAGCAGAGGGAGAAAGGUACCAAGACCAUGUCACCUAUGAAAAAUAAACGUCCCUGACUAGCUUGAAUGUGUUUUCCCACUCUGUAUGUCUGUGUAUAUAGAAUGUUUACGUGUAUUUUACUUAUAGUAUCUAAUUACGUGCAAUGGUACCUUGCGACAGUAUUUCUGAGGCACGGAGUAGUAUGGGAAUACUCAGCACCAGCACCUCUGCCCCUGCUGUUCCUGAUGUGUUACUCACUACGCUGUCUCCAGAGACGGGGAGAUAGCGAAUAGAUCACUGAAGAGAGGGCACUUUGGAAUACUUUAUCUUUAAAAACAACUUGGAAGGUUCUUUUGUGAGCCAGGACCCCAGACUGCCCUAGCAUGAAGCUGCCUAUGUUUAGGGAGUGAGUUGCAAACGGCCUCGUCGGAGGCUGCUGGCAGGUUGCUGUCUGUCAUCGGUGCCCACAGCAGGUCCCGAG